Molecule: messenger RNA, 675 nt
Organism: Aureobasidium vineae
Lineage: Eukaryota; Fungi; Ascomycota; Dothideomycetes; Dothideales; Saccotheciaceae
Source: the annotation of a GenBank genome assembly
AUGUUCACUGAAUUGCAGCUCGCAAACUCGCGCACACGUUCGAGGCUACACUCGAACCUCAGACGAGAACUCAUCAACCACCAACGCAAACACCCCAGGCUUUGGAGUGGAAUCUUAAUACCGAUCUUCCACUUUCUUGAUGACCUGCCAUCAGAAAUCCCGCGCAGCACCCGUCUAAAAUGGUUGCAGAAACUUUGUCCCUACGCCGAGUUGCAAACCGAGUACUUUUUGGAACCACACACGCAGCCAGAUGACAUGGGUGUGACUUUUCCAGUCUUGGACUCGAAUGCUCACCGAACAAAGACGAGUGCUCGCUAUGCUGCUGCGUUAUGCGAGCGUAUGUCUAAACCAACGUGGAAGCAGUUUUGCGAGUCGAGUGUUGCGCCGCUAUUCAUGCAACACAUCGAUACUGUGACCUUUGCUGCGAGGAUGAAGACGCCAUCAUACUUUUAUGUGGUUGUAAAUUUUGAUGCAGAGGCUUCCAUUCAUCUGGAGGGCAGUUUCUUCGGCUUCGAAGAUGCAUACGAACGUCUGGAUGUCGAGUACAUCAAGCAGGAAGUGGAGAGAGUGGCGAGAAAUUGGGCGGCAAGAUACAAGGAUACUGCCAUGACCUUCGAUGUUGUAGAGAUGAUGGCAGGGGAGUUAAGGAAGAUGUACCAAGAGAUGGUUUGGUAA